Camelina sativa (false flax) is the source of this 1395-nucleotide messenger RNA. Its product is annotated as signal peptide peptidase. Gene Ontology annotation, biological process: membrane protein proteolysis. Gene Ontology annotation, cellular component: membrane; lumenal side of endoplasmic reticulum membrane; cytoplasmic side of endoplasmic reticulum membrane. Gene Ontology annotation, molecular function: aspartic endopeptidase activity, intramembrane cleaving. The record is from RefSeq and is a predicted model, not a curated record. NCBI's taxonomy places the organism in Eukaryota, Viridiplantae, Streptophyta, Magnoliopsida, Brassicales, Brassicaceae.
UUUUUUUAACAGAUCUGGUGGAAGUUUUAUCUUUUGUUUGACCCCACCACACCAUUGGAUCUCUCUCUCUAUACAUAACACAUUCAUCAGAGUUACAGAGAGUUUAUACGAAAGCAGAAGAAGCAAUUAUGAAGAACUGUGAGAAAUUUGCGAAUCUCGCUCUCGCAGGUUUGACAUUGGCACCACUCGUGGUGAGAGUAAAUCCAAAUUUGAAUGUUAUCCUUACGGCAUGUAUCACUGUUUAUGUGGGUUGCUUUCGUUCAGUGAAGGAUACUCCUCCAACGGAGACCAUGUCUAAAGAACAUGCCAUGCGUUUCCCAUUGGUUGGGAGUGCUAUGCUUCUCUCUCUUUUCUUAUUGUUCAAGUUUCUCUCAAAGGACUUGGUCAAUGCUGUUCUAACAGCUUACUUCUUUGUUCUUGGGAUUGUCGCUCUUUCGGCGACAUUGUUACCUGCCAUCAGAAGAUUUUUGCCUGAUCCUUGGAAUGACAACCUUAUCAUCUGGCGUUUUCCGUAUUUCAAAUCUUUGGAGGUAGAGUUCACAAAGUCCCAAGUUGUUGCAGGAAUCCCUGGAACCUUCUUCUGUGCGUGGUAUGCGUGGAAAAAGCAUUGGCUGGCUAACAAUAUUCUCGGCCUUUCCUUCUGCAUUCAGGGAAUUGAGAUGCUCUCUCUUGGAUCAUUCAAGACUGGUGCCAUCCUUUUGGCAGGACUAUUUUUCUAUGAUAUCUUCUGGGUUUUCUUCACUCCGGUUAUGGUUAGUGUUGCCAAAUCCUUUGAUGCUCCAAUAAAGCUUUUAUUCCCUACGGGCGAUGCUCUAAGACCCUAUUCUAUGCUUGGCCUUGGUGACAUUGUCAUUCCCGGUAUUUUUGUUGCACUUGCUCUAAGAUUUGAUGUGUCAAGACGUAGACAACCACAAUACUUCACAAGUGCAUUUAUCGGAUACGCUGUUGGUGUUAUCCUCACGAUUGUAGUCAUGAACUGGUUUCAAGCUGCACAGCCUGCUUUGUUAUACAUUGUCCCAGCCGUAAUUGGGUUCUUGGCUUCUCACUGCAUUUGGAACGGUGACAUCAAACCGUUGAUGGCGUUUGAUGAAUCAAAGACCGAGGAACCAAAGACUGAUGAAUCAAAGACAAGUGAUGAUGUUAACAAAGCUCAUGAUGAAUGAGGCAAAAUCGAGAAAGAAGGGCAAAGGAGAAAUAUAUAUACACAUGAAUGUGUUUAAAAAUAUGGAAAAAGAAAGGAAAACAGUUUUGUUUCCAAAUGAUCAAUCAGUCCCUUCUAACCCCUUUUUUGGUUUAUUAGAUUUUCAAACUUUCUUUUGUCAAAGACUUGUGUAAGUUACUACUAUUAAGUUACAACAGAUUUGAUUUUGACCUUUUAAGAUAAUAGGUUUUCUU